Pristis pectinata (smalltooth sawfish) is the source of this 5922-nucleotide messenger RNA. RefSeq names its product DENN/MADD domain containing 1B (gene dennd1b). The record is from RefSeq and is a predicted model, not a curated record. The transcript has 23 exons. Bases 194 to 2530 code for a protein of 778 amino acids. NCBI's taxonomy places the organism in Eukaryota, Metazoa, Chordata, Chondrichthyes, Rhinopristiformes, Pristidae. Gene Ontology annotation, cellular component: intracellular membrane-bounded organelle; cytosol; nuclear speck. Gene Ontology annotation, molecular function: guanyl-nucleotide exchange factor activity; phosphatidylinositol phosphate binding. Gene Ontology annotation, biological process: endocytosis; endocytic recycling.
CACCUCUCUCUCUCUCUCUCUCUCUCUCUCUCUCACAGACACACUCACUUCCUAGUUUGUGCGGGGAGGCAGCUGUGCUCUGGGAGCAGCGCUGACCGGGGAGCCAGCACCUUCGGCGCAGCCCGCGGGCCACAUACACACACAUACCGGACAGACAGGAGGUGGGGGGACGCCGCACCGAGAUGCCGUAGCCAUGGACUGCAGACUGAAAGAGAGCCCAGAAAGGACUUUCGAUCUUGUCUUCAAGGUGACCUGCCCGACUUCCGAAAAUGAAGAUCCAGUGGUUACUUGGAAGUUCCCAGAGGACUUCAGAGACCAGGAAGUGCUGCAGACUGUGCCAAAGUUUUGCUUCCCCUUUGAUGUUGAAAGGGUUUCACGAAGUCAGGUGGGACAGCACUUCACUUUUGUGCUAACAGACAUUGAAAGCAGACAGAGGUUUGGUUUCUGUCGCUUGACAUCAGGAUGUAAAGUCUGCAUCUGUAUCCUCAGUUAUUUGCCUUGGUUUGAAGUUUACUACAAGCUGCUGAACACGUUGGCAGAUCUUCUGGUUAAAGAACAGGAAAAUGACUUGAAUGAUAUUUUGCAAACAUUAUACAAGCAUGAUGUACCAUUGCCAAAUACUCCUGUCAAUCUCAGCCUGAAUGAACAGGUAUGCAUUAGAAGUGGACAACUGAAAAAUAUGCCAAAGCAGGCUUUGCAUUCAUACUUCAUCACCCCUGAUACAAGUGGACUGCCUACAAUACCUGAAAGUAGAAAUAUGACAGAGUAUUUUGUUGCUGUGAGUGUCAACAAUAUGUUGCAACUUUAUGCCAGUAUGCUGCAUGAACGACGCAUUAUCAUUACCUCCAGUAAACUUAGCACUUUAACGGCUUGUGUUCAUGCAUCAGCUGCCAUGAUCUAUCCAAUGUAUUGGCAGCAUAUUUACAUCCCAGUGCUCCCUCCCCACCUGCUGGACUAUUGCUGUGCCCCAAUGCCCUAUCUGAUUGGCGUUCACUUGAGCUUAAUGGAAAAGGUGAAGAGUAAAGCUUUAGAAGAUGUGAUUAUAUUAAAUGUAGAUACAAAUACACUGGAAACACCAUUUGAUGACCUUCACAAUCUACCGAGUGAAGUGGUCUCAUCCUUGAAAUACAAACUGAAGAAGCAGUCUACAGCCACUGGUGAUGGGGUGGCCAGGGCCUUUCUUAAGGCACAGGCAGCAUUAUUUGGCUCCUAUCGGGAUGCACUACGAUAUAAACCUGGAGAGCCAAUUACAUUUUGUGAAGAGAGUUAUGUGGCCCAUCGAUCCAGCACUAUCAAACACUUCCUUCAAAAUGCUGUGCAACUUCAGCUCUUCAAGCAGUUUAUAGAUGGCAGGUUGGAAAAGUUAAAUGCAGGGAAAGGAUUUUCUGAUGUUUUUGAAGAUGAGAUCACUGCUGGAGGCUAUAGUGGAGGAAGUUCAAAAUCUUAUCAGCAAUGGAUGUGCACAGUCAAGAAAGGUGGAGCUCUAAUAAAUACAGUAAUGACAAAAGCAAAUCCUGCCAUGAAAACCGCAUACAAAUAUGCUAAGAAUCAGGCUAAGAUGGGGAUCAAAGAAGUGAAGAGCAUGUUAAAACAGAAGGAAGCAAAUGAAGAUGAUGACUUGGAUUGUAGCAAGACUCCAUCUCCAAGCCUACAAAGGCGAUCGAACUCUGAUAUUUUGAAGAACAGGCUUCCAGCCACUAAACGUAAACGGAUUCGCCCUCAACGAUUAUCACACACUGGAGGUGUUUCCACACUGGAUGAUGAUGAGGUAGACACAGCAAGCAAGUUGUCGUCUGAAGACAGUGGAGAGAUAUGUGCCUAUAUUGAUGACAGUGAUGAAUCUGAACAGAUGGAAUUGGAAUCAGAAUCUCCAGGCCAGAUGGACCUGUUGGGAGAAAUCCUCGACACCCUCAGUACCCACAGUUCAGACCAAGGGAAGCUGUGUGCGGCAAAGAGCCUGGACUUUUUCAAAUCAAUGGAUGAUGUCAGUUAUAAAACUAGGAAUAAAUCCAAUACUCCAAGUGAGGGGAACCUGGCUGAACUCAGUGUGCAGUGCAAUGAUCAUCUGAGUUGGCACCUGGGACAAGAUGAUACUAUGGUCCACAGAAAGCCCCUUCCCCCAUCUCCAAGGAAAUCAUUUUAUGACUAUUCUGAACAUCCAGUCACCUUUGAACCAAUGCCUUGUGAAAGCUCCGUUGAGUUUGUUGAAGAGUUGACAGAUUUCCCGAAACUCAAUAGUGACUCAUCAUUUAAAAAUUCACUGGGAACUCAUGCCUCUUGCAAAGAAGUGAGCCAGGAGGUAAAAAAUUCAGCCAGACAGAAACCAAAACGAACACUAACCAGUGAAGAAAAAGAGCAGUGUCAAAAUACACCAAAAAACCCAUCUGUUUUAAUCCCUUGGGAAAAAGAUGAUGUUGAGGCUGAACCCACAAGUGAAAUAGACCUGCUUGAGGAGAUUGACUGUUUAUGUUCCAGAAUUAAAACUGGUCACACCAUUUCCAGUGUUGAUGCUUCCACUACCAAUACCUAGUGUGAACGUGCAGCAGUGUUUUAAGCUGGGGUAGAUUUGGGUAACUAUUUAAGAAACUGAAAGUGUGUGUUAGACUGCAGGGAGGGAAAAAAAUCUUAAGACUUUCUAAAGUGCAGAAUAAGUAAAAGAAAAGCACUGCUUCACUGAAUUAUGCAAAAUGAAAUACAGAUUUUCUUAUAGUUUUAACUUUUAACCCACACUUCUAAAAUGACCAUUAAGAUCACUUCUGAUUUAUAGAUUUGGGCUAAACAGUUGACUACCGAUUGUUGCUUUGAUGGAAGUGGUAUAUCGGUACUGGACAUUGGAGGAGCAGGUUUUUCACACAGAGGGCGGUGGGUAUAUGGAAUGAGCUGCAAGACGAGGUGCUGGUAAAGGCAGGUACAAUUACAGCAUUUAAAAGACAUUUGGACAGGCACAUGGAUAAGAAAGGUUUAGAGGGAUAUGGUGAACUUUAAAUGUUUGCAAAGGUUAUUAUAAAACAUACAUAUAAAAUCUUGUACCAUGGAGAGCGGAAGAGAGUCAGCAGUUGGUUCACCAAAGCUCAGAAGCAAAAUGAGGGGGGAAUAGUGGUCACCGUUCUCUGCAAUUAGUUACACCUAAACUCUCCUCAGCCCAUUCUGUUCCAUUGUAAUAUUUCUAAGCUGGAUACGCUGAAUUAUUUAAACAGUCCAUUUGUAUUUUGUCUGUGUUCUUCCAUUAUCUAUGCUCUACCUACAUUAAUGAAUGAAAUAUGCAGUAAAUUAAAGCCAAAUGAUCAAAGGUCCUGCCUUAAAAGUUACAGAAAUCCUAGAUCUUCCUGUAGCAUCUUUCUCAAACCAUAUGGUACUUAAAUGGCAUAACCUGAAAAUGCUUGAAAACAACCCAUUAAGCAAUAAUUACUUGGGAUUAUAAUGCAACUGUGUUAGUUAAGGGAGAAAAUUUUAAAAAAAACUCCUGUGGAGAUAAUGCUGCAUUUUAUAACAUAAGAAUUCGGUUUGGUUUUUACCAAUGAGUUUUCAAUCCAUGGCUUUCUGAAAUAAGUUGAAUUGUUUCUCCUCCACCCCAGCAUCUUUAAUGUUCGCUUAUUUGAAUCUCUGAGUGAUACUUUCACAAGAAAACAAAUUUUCAGGACAUUCAAUUGGCUAUCUUGAGACCUCAUUUAAGAGUUCUGGCCUGUGGUGAAAAUACAGGCAUUAACACUUUGAUAAGGAUUUGAGUGUUACCAUUUUUUAAAAAAUAAUCUUGGUGUAAAGUAUUUCUUUUUUGUAUUGAACAAUUGUGCACAAAUGCUUUAGGUGUUAAUAGUGAAAUAUUGUUGUGUCUUUAGAAUGUGUUGUGAUAGAGCUGGUCUAUGUAAGUGACAACCAACACUGGUAUCUAAGGGAAAAGAAGAACCUGUUAACACCCUUGUUUCACAAUGGUACUUCUAGUGGUACAAACAGGGAAAAUAAAUAUUAGGAUAGAUGACAGCAUAUUAAAUCUGAUGAUUCUAGUAACUUGUGCUACACUAAUGUUUAAUACUUUUAAAUCUGUAGAUAACAUUUGGUUACUUUAUAACCAUUAAUAAGAUAUUGCCUUGCACUCUUUGUCACUAGGGUCAAGUGGUAAACUUUGGCCCUCUGUUGUUCUGUUCUAACUUUCUUGUAAUUGGAUGUUGUUAAAGGAUUCCAAUUGUUAAUUUGUCAGAGGUACAUAAAUAAUUUUUUUGAAAUGCCUGGUACAUCACUGCGGCAAAGGCUGGAAUAGGUGCCUUAACGGAAACAUAUGAAUGAUGGUACUGAAUUUUAUUUUGGGAACUGGAACAAUUUGAGCAGAAAGUGAGAAUGUAAUGUGUAUAAAAAGAUAUCAUGUGCACUGACCUAUUGAGGUGUAAUGUUGCUGCCACGUUACAUAGGCUGUGUAUCAAAACAUAAAGUCAGUAGGAUAAUCCUAUUUGAUAUACCUCAGACUCCCAAGAACUCAAAUCAAUCUGAGUUUUUGUUUUAAAUGCUCUCUUAAUCAAACAUGCUAUUGUCUUUAGUUUAUAUAUUGAAAAUAAUUUAAAUGCCGCCUAUUUCUGAGUCCGGAAGGCAUGAUAUCCUUUUUAUAAUAAUUUUGUGCAAUAUGAAUCCUAUUUACCAAUGGUUUGUAUUUCAGAUGUGGCUUUAAGUUAGAUUUUUGCACAAUGAUUUUUUAAUAAUAAAAUUUAACACAGAGAAGCAGCUAAAUUGCAUGCGGUUUGAGUUAACUUUAAAACUUGCUCCAUUGUCAACUACAGAGUCAAGGAAUAAGGUCAAGAGGUUAUUUGUGAAUAAUGAUCACUGUUAAAUUAUCUUUAAUUGCUAUUUUUCAUUUCCUACCCUAGUCUUCAGUAUCUUAUUAGACCAAUAAUCCAUCAUGUUCCAACAAGUGCUUCAAAAUUUAGAGUUGCAUAGCUUAUAUCACAUGCAUAAAUUGGAGUGCACUUUUUAAAUAUGCAAUAUUUUGUUAAACUGUCAUGUUUGUUGUGUUUGUCUGUUCAUCUUUAAAAGUAAGUGUCCACCACUGUUAUGGCUGUCCAAGUCCGAUUGUGUGCACAUGAUGUUCAUCAUGUAAAUUACUUGCAUGUGUAAUUUAUGCAAUUGUUUAUCUGAUUGCUCAUUUAAACAUCUAGCUAAAACAUAAUUGAUAAGGAAUCACUGAAAACUAACCAGUUCACUGUUAGCUAAAACUUUUAAGUUGUGUUCGUGUGUCAGUUAUUGUAAAUACCACCUGGCUUAUUGCUUAAGUUCCAUUCGACAGUAAUGCCAUUGAAUUGUAUAUCUCAGCUGAGUCUAGCUUUUUACAAAAAAAAAGUUGUGCAGGAGUCUAAUGGAAAAUCCAACCACUUGGCUCAUAAAACUUUGAACUAAUAAUCUGUACAACUACUGUUGGUGCCAAUUUCAUUGACAGUGUUCCUUUGUGGAGCUCAUUUGUACAGACCACCCAUUUUUAUCCAGAUUAACAUGGUGAAAGCUGUUUGCCACAGAUUUUAUGAGUGCAAUAACUUCUCUGUGAUUCAAAGAACUGCAAGAAAAUUGCAUUUAUAGCUGUGUGGUCUCCAGCCAUGUUUAAAUUGGUCUUGAUGUUCCAACUGCCUGACCUUUUUGUACACUGAGGCAAAAUAUAAUAAUUACCUUCAAAUAAACAUUUUGGGACAUUUAUAUGUAUUCAAUUCCAAUUCAGACCAUGUCUAAAACUGAAAACCAAUAACAUUUCAUCAGAGCCAGUAUGUACAGUAACACUGAUGUGGAAACUUGAUGUCUUUGGUUGAUCUGUUCUUUUGAUGGUUGUCCAAGCUGCUGUAUAAUGUUAAGGAGAAUAAUGCAAAAUUGGCUGAAUAAAGUUAUUCUUGAGACAUUGCAGAGCUGUGCUUUGCCUUUGCCGAACAAUAAAAUUUCGAUUUUACAUUGAAA